UACAGUAAAAGUAAAAAGGAAGUCUUACAAAGUUAUAGCAUUUUUAAUAUGAGACUUGAUAUACAGGAGAAAAUCAUACAAGCUCUCUUUGAUUUCUUUUUAAAAUUCCUUAACCAUGAUAGUUCCGACAAAGUAAAAGUCGUAUUAAUUCAAAUGCGAGUUGAAACGCGACUCACGAUAUUACUUAAAUCGGCAAAACAAACCAGUGAUCCUUUCUUUGACGAAUGUUAA
Molecule: messenger RNA, 231 nt
Organism: Funneliformis mosseae
Lineage: Eukaryota; Fungi; Glomeromycota; Glomeromycetes; Glomerales; Glomeraceae
Source: the annotation of a GenBank genome assembly